Plectropomus leopardus (leopard coralgrouper) is the source of this 1608-nucleotide messenger RNA. It is a transcript of the gene snx12, whose product is annotated as sorting nexin 12. Lineage: Eukaryota; Metazoa; Chordata; Actinopteri; Perciformes; Serranidae. The record is from RefSeq and is a predicted model, not a curated record. Gene Ontology annotation, cellular component: retromer complex; early endosome membrane. Gene Ontology annotation, molecular function: phosphatidylinositol-3-phosphate binding. Gene Ontology annotation, biological process: endocytic recycling; late endosome to Golgi transport.
AUUAGAGGGAGUGUGGAGUGUCCCGCACAGUACGGAACUGAGUCAACGUAUUUUUCAGAUUCUAGAAGGGGUAGGACGCAGGCUGGGCGGCUGGCCCCCGCAACAAGAGAGACACACAAGUCCGCUACUUCCCUGGCUGAACCGAUCAACUAUCGCAAUCAAUUGAUGUCUUCAGAUGCAAUUUAAGGUUUCCCUGUGCAUUUAGUUGGUUCGAUUCGCAGUUGGUCGUCCAAAAAUUACUACCCGACAAGAUGACAGACGGUUCGGUGGCCGACACUCGCCGGUUGAAUCCCAAGCCCCAGGAGCUGUCGGAUGCUUACGGCCCCCCCAGCAAUUUUCUGGAAAUAGACGUUUAUGAUCCACAAACUGUUGGAGCUGGACGCAAUCGUUACACAAACUACGAAGUUCGCAUGAGGACAAACCUUCCCAUUUUCAAACUGAAGGAUUCCUGUGUGAGAAGAAGAUACAGUGACUUUGAGUGGUUAAAGAAUGAGCUGGAAAGAGACAGUAAGAUUGUAGUACCAUCUCUGCCGGGCAAAGCCCUGAGCAGACAGUUGCCAUUCCGCACAGACGAGGGCAUUUUUGAGGAGUCUUUCAUCGAGGAGCGGCGAUCGGGUCUGGAGCAGUUCAUUAACAGAAUUGCAGGUCACCCCUUGGCCCAGAGCGAGCGCUGUCUUCACAUGUUUCUGCAAGAGGAAGUCAUUGACCGUAACUACGUUCCUGGAAAAGUAUGAAUGAAAUAAUACAGACUGCUGCACCUGCCCCAUGUACAUUUAUUUCGACUUCACGUCAUUAUAGAGCGGGUGGAAAUGUCAGAACUGAUAAGUAUCAACGGUGCAGGAAAAACACAACUAUUGCUCCUGGACAAAACUAAGAGAUCCAAUGUAUAAAUUGUUUGAUGUUGUGUCCUUAUUCAGUCAUUCCACAUACAGUAUGUACAUUAUUUUUGAUUCAGUAAUCAGUGAAAAAGAAAACAUGGUCCAUGUAUCCUAUUGUCAUAGCUAGACUUUUUAUUUUUUACAAUGAUUAUUAUGUUUUUCUGAAUGUCUUUUAAAUUGAUUUGAUCCAGUUUAAAAUGAGGAUAAUUUUCUGCUUUGAUUAAUGUCUUCAUUUGCUAGCAGAGUUGUGAUUUUGAUGAUAACCUCCCAAAGUCGAGCAACAUGUAGCAUCAUGAAAAAGAGCGACAUUUCAUUUCCGGUCAAUAUACUUUGCCCUGAGUUAAAUGCUCUGAACAUGCUCUUAGACAGGAUUGUUUCAUGAUUAAUUGUUUUUACUCUGCUUUCUUAGUCCCAUCAUCAUGCCUACACUUUGGCUGUGUGUUGUCAAAUCAGCUAUUGGGAAUGUUAAGUUAGGUAAAUAACCAUAUCUAAGCACUGUGACAAGAGGUUCAUUAUAUGAACAAUAUUUCAUUGUUAAAAGGCGUAAUCAGCAUCUGGUUUAUUGAUCUGAAAUAAGGCUUAAUUCUGCGCUUAUUUUCAGCCAGUUUAUCCUUUCUAUCAAUAUUAAUGUGAGGUGUAUUAAUACAUGUUAUCAUUGCAGUUUCACAAUGGGUGACGAGGAACUUCCUUGUUAUUUCUGUCCACCAAUUAAAUUUCCUGCUGCCUGCUG